CGAUAUGAGGGGGGAAGGGGAGGACCAGUCUGUAAGCCACAAAGAGACACAUCAUGGAAACAGGACUCGUUUGCUUUCCUCUUUUUGUAUAUGGUAGCUUGUAGCUGUCGCGUCCCUAGUGCCACUGUGGAGACGAUGCUGGUAAAUUCAGACAGGGGAGCUAGGCGGAGUGGUGAUAGGCUUGUGGGUGCAUAUGUGGUGGGGCAGAUGAGGCACGAUCUCUGAAGUGGAGCUUGCUAGUGUCCCCGUUCGGAUCGGUUUUGAUGGAUCGGCGCAGAGGUGCAAGGAGGAGGGAGCAGGAGGAGAGGCAAAAGAGGAGACGCAAGCAUGCACUGCCAUUGUAGCUCUGCAUAGCUCACCUGAUGGAGAAGCAGGGCUAGUGACCCCAGUAGCCAGGCCGCUAGUCGCAAAUGAAUAGCUAGUGGAGGGUUAGAGCAGCUGCGGAGGAAGGAUCAGGGUUAUGAGGGUCCUUCAAAUUGUCACUGGCAGUUGCCCAUCUCUAAGGUGCGCCACUGUGGGUGGCUUCUCGCAGAACUGGAGUGUUGAUUUGCAGUCCAUUCGAAGGUGAAGUUGGGGUCGGCGAUGUGGAUUGUUUCGCGAGUUGCGCCAACCUAACGUCGCCUUGCUUGCACAUUUGUUCCAGUGGCAAGCGAGGAAGGAGCUCCUGGUGGUAAUCGGAGAACCCUCUACGAAGUAUUUUGUGGGGUGUUUUGGCCGUUGGGGAGUCAGUAGCUCCUCGGGUCGGCCCCCCUGAAGAACCUGUCGAUUGCAUUGUGACCGUGGGUGCUCAUGGGAAAACUAGUUCAGGACGUUUUCUCAUGUGAGGGACACGCAUGGAAUGAAAUUGAUCAGCCGAAGAGCCGUGACCUUGGAGAUCGAUUUCUGCUUCACAAGUCCCUUGUGUAGGAAGAGAAUCAACUUUUGCGACGGAGUUGAAGACGCUGAUUUGACCGGGGCUUGUGAAAGAAGACUUGUCGAAGUUUCUGUAAUCGAAGCUACAUCACAUUCGACAGUAUUCUGUGAGGCAUUGGUCGUUAAAAUGGCGCUCCUCAGCAACUCGACGUUUUAAAAAUUCUCAGAUUAAUUUCACGUCUCCAUGCUCUUGGUAGACUUGAGUUUGGUGAGGUGUAUGGUAUCGUGUGACUGUCUGGCCCAACCCUACCAAUUUCCUCACAAAGUCUGACUUGGCGAAAGUUGCUUUGCAGUCAUCUAGUACUUUGUUCAGUACUUAGUAUCCAAUGUAAUUCUUCGUUUUCGUCUACAUUACACAAGAAAGUGCCCAAGUCUAGGCUAACCAGCUCUUGAGCAGGACACUACCCAAUAUCUCUCGGAGUAGAGUGCAGAACCCAAAUACAGCAACCUCUCCUGUUAAUCCAAUCUAGUACACAGAACACUAGAAGCAGUGAGGUGGUGUUAUCAGAGAGAAACCUGGUUUUAAAGCCCUGGAAUCGAGAAAGAUGAGAACUUCUAUGGUAUCUAUGAGCAGAAAGGCGUUCGACAAUGUAUGAAGAUGGACCUUCUCUCUUGAUUACUGCAACUAUUCACUGUCUAUGUGCGAUACUCCUUACGAGUGAAUGCUUUGAAAUCCAAUGCACUCUCCAAUUUGAUGGAGCGACCGGACUUUAGAGGACCAAUGGAGACCAAAAUACCAGAAACAGUGGAUGGUGAAACCAGAAUGUUCAUCAAGCAUCCCGAUGUCGUACUCACAACUUUGGGCAACUCAAGCAGACCAAUCGGUUCGUGCGUGCUGGAUCAGGUCUUGGACUCCCCGAUUAAUUUUCUAGGAAGCUCUCUUCAGCACCAAAUUUUAGGAUCUCUCCGCCUUAACGGCGUCCUCAGCUCUAGCUGUCCUACAAGUGCAACCUUCAAUUUCAAACAAUCGAGCAGAUCUAUUACAGGUAAAUUCGUAACCAGUGAGCAAGAGUAUCUCCUCCAGCAACAAGGAUCUUCUAUUGGGUCUUGCAGGGCCCAGCUCAGUGCAGCGGAAAGCAAUUCUGUUGCAGUUGACAACACAAACAAAGCAGCACGACAAGAUGAAAGGUGGAUAGGAGACAGGCUCCUUGACACUGAAACCUUCAAAAAUGAGUUGGAAUUUGAGCAACAAAAAGCGAAGAGAGCACACUUGCUUGAUAGACAGUGGGAAUCUGAGCCCCAUUCGGUGUCUACUUCAAGGGUCUGGAGCUCAAAGAGACCUAAGCCGUCGCAACAACAGCAUGAACUUAGAUCGGUUCCGUGUCCGCCAGUUCCACGGAGCAAGACCACUAUCGGCCUUUACCACGAAGGGCCAGUCGUUGGCCAUGUCGCGGAGUACAUUGAUUUUGAGGAAUUAGACCUUCAACAAUUGAAAGAUGUUAAUGUUACUGAGAAGUUUCAAGGCUAUUUUUGUUCAAACGAAAACCCCCACAAAAUCGUCGCUGGAGGAGGAUCCAUCAGCGACCGCCGGCAAAAGCUUGGCAAUACCAGAUGUGAUGAUUUCCCAGAGAAAGUUCACGAAACUGUGGUUUCUAUUGAUCAGAGUGAGGAGUCUCUUCCCUCUGGAUCCGGAAAUGGGUUGGGUGAAAGUUGUCACGAUGUUGGUGGGACUGCAGAGUGUAAUUAUUUGAUACUCCCAGGAACGGAGCCAGACGAGGUGUUCCAGAGUGAUCCACAUGAUAUUGAUUUCUCUAGCAAAAGUUUUAUGAAUAGUUCUUCUCAAAGGGGGCCACACCGUCAAAACACUAUAAAAGGCCUUUGGACAAUCGAGGAGGACAGGCACCUGAUAGAAUUGGUGAAGAGGUAUGGACAACAACGCUGGACACUUAUUGCCAAUUAUUUAUCCGGCCGCAUUGGCAAGCAGUGCCGAGAGCGGUGGCACAACCACCUGCGUCCAGACAUUAAGAAAGAAGGCUGGAGUUCUGAAGAGGAGGAAUAUCUUGUAUUCGUUCACAAUACUCUGGGAAAUCGGUGGGCGGACAUAGCGAAGCUAAUUCCCGGUCGCACUGAAAAUGCAAUCAAGAAUCAUUGGAAUGCCACAAUGCGACGCAAAGAUCUCCGGCGCAAGCACAGAAGGCCAGUUGGUGGCUCCAAAUGCGGUCCGGUUGAGCCCGUUUCCCGAUGCACAAUCCUGCGUGAUUACCAGCAGAAAGUUGUAGCCCAGGCGAAGCGGAAAGGAAACACCCAUGAAACCACCUCCCCGUCAAAUCCUGACCAUUUCGAGCUUGAUCAACACAAGAGACUUUCGAAGAAUACUUGCCCAUAUAACACACAGAUCGCUGGCAAUUCUGAUACAAAUUGGAACACUGAGAAGUCAGAAUAUCAACGUCUUGUUCAGAUCAAAGAAAUGCGGUCAGAGGAGAGGAAACAGCUGUCAUAUACAAUAUGUAGAGGUGGAGAAGAAGGCGAUCCGGACUUUAGCAACGCACCACAAGGGAGCGUGGUGCUACAGCAUGGGAGAAGUGGAUCUGUUUUCAAUCAAGAUUGGAGGAAUUGCGGACAAUAUGAAAAUAAUGGAAUGUAUUCGACUCCUCCACUGUGGAUACCGAGUUUCAGAGGCACGGAAAAAUCUGAAGGAGACUCUUACAUUUCAGGUGGCAGAUGGCAUGUACCUAGAGAUGAUGUUACCUGGAGUCAGAUGGCUGCUGACAAUUCGGACGCUGGCCUCAAUCAAAGAAAGAUAGAUCAUCACACAGUACAUUGUCUUUCUCACUGCAACCCUCUUCAGCAGCGAAGCAGUGAAUCACAUACCCGAUUUGACACUCAAGGGAGUCAACUUGAAAAUGAAGUACUUCACUCGAAAAUUAGAGGAAUUAAAAAUGUUUCGGUGACGCUUGAUCCAACAUCCGGCGUACAGAUGGCGCCGCCCGCACAAUCAGACUGCGAGUAUACGGAUUCAUCAAGUCCCAACUUGAAUAUGGCGCACCUCACACUACCACUGAACUCCUUACAAAACUACUUCGGAGAUUCUCGAAACAUUCUUACCGAAGUGGAACCGCACCAACUUGAUCACGGAGUUUGUUGCUUGCCCUGUCAGACGCUUGGCAUUGCCGACUUGAGGACAAAUUUGGGCUACCUCUCGCAGGAGCACUGGCGUCCCGCUGCAGUUGAGGGUCGCAACAGUGGCAAUCUUCCGGCAGCCGGUGAGAUUGAUUUCAUCGAGAUUAUAGCAAGUUAGGCUCCAGAAUAUGCUUGAAAAUAUCUCCACUCUCUGCAAAAACUUGCUCAGUGUUCGCACAUCCACCAUACAGUGUACAAAGAUCAGGCUUGAAAUCGGAAGCCACGUAUGUAUUUAGGCUUUCAUGUAGCAAGACGGUUGGGUGAUUCCUUUUCAACAGCUCCCAUUUCAAACUUACAUUUUAUCUGACACAACCUCCUGAAACGUUUAUUUGCAAUAGGUUAAAUCGAAUGAGAAAAUUGGUCCACUUUACUUCUAACAAAUUCUGCAUAUGUUCUAAUUCCUGACACACUACAAUGAAGGGGAGAAUCUUCGACUUCAAUAUCAUUUUGCGUAAUGUAUUGCUGCCUCAUUGUGAAGGGUGGUGUAUCAACCUACUCAAAAUUAUGCAGUGUACUGAAACGAUAUCAUACGCUGCCGCACUGCAAGAUUAUAUUCACCAUCUUUCCAGAAACCUCAACCCAAAACUGCUUUAUAAAGUUGAGUCAGUCAUCAUUCAAGGCAAGUAUUGCAAACAGUAACUUGACAAAAGUUAAUUUGAUUUUACAAAGUAUUCAAGGCUCUUUUAUGGAUAUUUUUUAUUGAAACUUAUCAUCAACCAUGCGGAGAUAGUCUUUGACCUCUGAUCUGAAUUCCGUCCAAUCUUGAUAAAUCGAAACGUAGUUGCUAAGAUGACAUUGGUGGGGCGAAGGAUGGUUGUGCUUGACAUGUUCAGAGCUCUAGGGCUUGAACAUGCGGAUGCCAAUCUCCAACUACGGUGCCAUGCUGCCAUUGUAGUAAACGACUGCAGCAGUUCAAUUCGCCUUCUUGUGAGUGUCUGACUGGAAUCCCUACCUUAACACGUGCCGAAACUUCGCAAGAAAACUUGUCAGGUUAUAAAAUGUCACCAUCCAAGGUUUUAGAGUCCCUUGUUUCUACAGUCCUAUCUUCAUUUUGCAAAGGAUCAUACAUUUCAAAGACAUUUGAAAUCAUGUGCGCAACCAGCACAAGAAGAAUUCAGAAGCUGUUACGCUUUAGAACCUUCAGAGCAAAAUAAUGGGAUGAAAAUAACCCGCACUCUUGCAAGCUGUGCUGUUGAAAAUCUGCUCUCCAGCUAGGACGAGCUGAUGGCUACUCUACUUUAGGCACACAAUCAAAUUCAGUUUAAAACAACGAAUGAUGAUUAAACAAACGACACCAGGUUGUUAGAACACAAACCCUUAAAAACUUGUGCACCCUUGUGCACCAUUUUAUGUAUCAUUCUGAUCCCUACAUAAUGAAUAAAAAGUGCUUUUUUGUGA
Physcomitrium patens is the source of this 5430-nucleotide messenger RNA. RefSeq lists its product as uncharacterized. Gene Ontology annotation, molecular function: DNA-binding transcription factor activity, RNA polymerase II-specific; RNA polymerase II cis-regulatory region sequence-specific DNA binding. The record is from RefSeq and is a predicted model, not a curated record. Gene Ontology annotation, biological process: regulation of DNA-templated transcription. Lineage: Eukaryota; Viridiplantae; Streptophyta; Bryopsida; Funariales; Funariaceae. Gene Ontology annotation, cellular component: nucleus.